ACACUCCUUUAUUAUUGUGAACUGAAACCAGAUUUCAGAGUUUUAAAAAUUAUUCAAGAAUAUUCAGUGCAUGCAGUCGUGAAAUUUGACUGUAAAAGAGGUACGGGCAUUUAGCUCUUCACUUAAACUGUGUCAUAAAGCCAGUACAAGAGAUUUACCUUCCCACCCUCCCGUAAUCUUUUUGCAAUCACUGCUCGCAGGCCAACAUUUGUUAUGAUUUCAGAUUAGGAGCCUGGCAUCUUUGCUUUAAUCAAAACCUAUUCUCCCUUCUCUGCUCCUCCACUCCUUACCUUAAUGAGAAUGUAAAACACUAGUUUUGCCGGGGAGAGAGGCAAGGAAGGAAGGAAGAGAAGAAGGAAGGGAGGGAGGAAAAGACUGGGCACUGACCCAAAGAGGGAGCGAAAUGAACUAAGGAGAGCGCUGUCUUUUUUCUUGCGCUUGUUUUAGGCGCUCCCUGCCCGCCUCUCCCCGCCGACCGCGGAGCUGCACCUCUAGCUUGCUCGGCCCUCGGCCCCGCCCCCUAGCGUCGGAGCCCGGGAGCCUAUCUCUUUAAAUGACAGCUGAGGCUCGGGUCCCAGUCCGGGGCUUGACGUCAGUGCCGCCUCCCGGGCUGCGAGGAGUAGUUAGCGCCACCGUCGGCACUCGGGCCUCGGUGCGCACUCGCUAGCCGCCGGGGCGGCGAGUUUUCUGUGCUUCUACCCCUCCUCCCUCCCUCCCCGCGGAGAGUCGAGCGGCAGCCCUAGAGCCUCUCCCAAGUCUCUCUCACACUUCCCCCCCCUCUCCCCAAAGGAGCAGCCGCUCCUUCUUGCCUCUCCACUGCCGCCGCCGCACCCGCGGAGCUCCUCUCCCGCGCGUCUCUCCUCCGAUGAAGCUCGGGAGCCGCCGACGCCGCCGCUGCCCCGAGCCCUGAGUGGGGCCGCCCCAGCCGGAGGCGCCGCCCCGCCCGAGGGCGCAGAGCGCCAAGGAGCACGCGGAGGGCUUGGGGCAAGGGCUCGGAGAACGAGAAAGUGCUGCUCCUCGGGUCACUGGGCCGGCGGCCGGGGGACUAUGGCUCUGAAGGACACGGGCAGCGGCGGCAGCACCAUCCUGCCCAUUAGCGAGAUGGUCUCCUCGUCCAGCUCGCCCGGCGCGUCGGCCGCUGCCGCCCCGGGGCCCUGCGCACCCUCGCCCUUCCCCGAAGUAGUGGAGCUGAACGUAGGCGGCCAGGUCUAUGUGACCAAGCACUCGACGCUGCUCAGCGUCCCGGACAGCACUUUGGCCAGCAUGUUCUCACCCUCUAGUCCCCGGGGCGGCGCCCGGCGCCGGGGCGAGCUGCCCAGGGACAGCCGGGCGCGCUUCUUCAUCGACCGGGACGGCUUCCUCUUCAGGUACGUGCUGGAUUAUCUGCGGGACAAGCAGCUCGCGCUGCCGGAGCACUUCCCCGAGAAGGAGCGGCUCCUGCGCGAGGCCGAGUAUUUCCAGCUCACCGACUUGGUCAAGCUGCUGUCGCCCAAGGUCACCAAGCAGAACUCGCUCAACGACGAGGGCUGCCAGAGCGACCUGGAGGACAACGUCUCGCAGGGCAGCAGCGACGCGUUGCUGGUGCGCGGGGCGGCGGCCGCCGUGCCCUCGGGCCCGGGAGCGCACGGUGGUGGCGGCGGUGGCGGCGGCGGCAGCGCGCCGGACAAGCGCUCGGGCUUCCUCACGCUGGGCUACCGGGGCUCCUACACCACCGUGCGCGACAACCAGGCCGACGCCAAGUUCCGGCGCGUGGCGCGCAUCAUGGUGUGUGGGCGCAUCGCGCUGGCCAAGGAGGUCUUCGGGGACACGCUCAACGAGAGCCGCGACCCCGACCGGCAGCCGGAGAAGUACACUUCCCGCUUCUACCUCAAGUUCACCUACUUGGAGCAGGCCUUCGAUCGCCUGUCAGAGGCCGGCUUCCACAUGGUGGCGUGUAACUCCUCGGGCACCGCCGCCUUCGUCAACCAGUACCGCGACGACAAGAUCUGGAGCAGCUACACCGAGUACAUUUUCUUCCGACCACCUCAGAAAAUAGUGUCACCUAAACAAGAACAUGAAGAUAGGAAACAUGACAAAGUCACUGACAAAGGAAGUGAAAGUGGGACUUCCUGUAAUGAGCUCUCCACUUCCAGUUGUGACAGCCAUUCAGAGGCAAGCACUCCCCAGGACAACCCGUCCAGUGCCCAGCAGGCAACAGCUCACCAACCUAACACCUUAACAUUGGAUCGCCCCUCUAAAAAGGCACCUGUGCAAUGGAUGCCUCCACCAGAUAAACGCAGAAACAGUGAACUUUUUCAGACACUCAUCAGCAAGUCCCGGGAAACAAAUCUGUCCAAAAAGAAAGUCUGUGAGAAGCUAAGUGUGGAAGAAGAAAUGAAAAAGUGUAUUCAGGAUUUUAAAAAAAUCCACAUUCCAGAUUAUUUUCCAGAGCGCAAACGCCAAUGGCAAUCUGAACUAUUGCAGAAGUAUGGGCUAUAGUAAUUAUCACGUUCCUGCAGUAUUUUGAUGACAUUCAAUGUUUACUACAGUGUCACCACCUGACUGAUGUCCUAACAAUGGUCAGUGUGAUCCUUGCUGCUCUUCCUUGUUGUGAUUAGUGGAUGUGGGACAGUAUUUUAUUUUAUUCUUUUGUUGUUGUUGUUUAUAGAAACAUGAUUUAAAAGGAAACAAAUAAAUCAAUAAAUGUUAAAUCAAAAUGGAGUAUCUGAUUCAAACCAUUUUGCAAGAAUGAAAGUAAAAUGUGCAUGUCAAGCUUAGAAUCUUGAUUUUUAAACUCUGGUCAACUGGACAUGUUUGUCAUUUUGUAACUCAACAAAAACAAACCAUCAUAUAAUACCAACUAAAAUGAUAUAUGGAUGAAGCAACAUAAAGUAAAAUUUUAGACGAUGGUGAUAGGACCCAAAUCUAAAACUGUCUAAAUGUUAAUGCAAUAAAACAAGUAUUAUUUUUGCAUGAGCACAAUGUUACAAAUAAAUCACAAGAAAUAGGGGAGAUUUGUUUGUUGCUUGGAAAGAAAAAAAUUACAAAAAAACAGCAAAAAAAAAAAUGUUUUAGGCAAAGCCUAUAAAUGUAAGUUGUCUAGGAGAUUGAAUUUUCUUUGUUCUGGAUCUGUGACUUUUUUGUGUAUAUGUAUGGUGUUUAUGUAUGUUAAGAUGGUGUAAAUAUGCCUUAUGCUGUUAUUUAUGGCAUCAACAUUCAUUUAUUAAUGCUAGCCAUGAUUAUUACUGUGAAAUGAGUCUUUUACAUCAGGCUGUGAAAAUUGGAAUAAUGAUGCUUUGAAAGAUCUUAUUACUGCAUUAAUCAAAAUAAUAGAGGGAAAUGGUAAAGAGCUUUAUGUAUUUAUUAAAAAAAGAAAAAUGUAUUA
Molecule: messenger RNA, 3364 nt
Organism: Cebus imitator (Panamanian white-faced capuchin)
Lineage: Eukaryota; Metazoa; Chordata; Mammalia; Primates; Cebidae
Gene: KCTD8
Product: potassium channel tetramerization domain containing 8
Exons: 2
Coding region: 1048-2478 (476 amino acids)
Biological process (GO): regulation of G protein-coupled receptor signaling pathway; protein homooligomerization
Molecular function (GO): protein binding
Source: RefSeq, a predicted model, not a curated record